Leptopilina heterotoma is the source of this 2199-nucleotide messenger RNA. Its product is annotated as major facilitator superfamily domain-containing protein 12-like. Gene Ontology annotation, cellular component: membrane. The record is from RefSeq and is a predicted model, not a curated record. Bases 652 to 1968 code for a protein of 438 amino acids. Gene Ontology annotation, molecular function: symporter activity. The transcript has 8 exons. Lineage: Eukaryota; Metazoa; Arthropoda; Insecta; Hymenoptera; Figitidae. Gene Ontology annotation, biological process: carbohydrate transport.
CCAACUUUGAGUUUACUUAUAAGUCAUUCUAUUGCGAUUUUUAUUUCCGUCAAGUUUAUAAAUAAAAUGUUUAGUCAUAAUGUGCAUAAAAAUACCGGAAAGAAAAUGAUCUGACAAUUUUAAUCGAACAGUUGUUAAAUAAUUAAUCUACUUUUUUUCUCGUUAAAUAAAAUUAAAUAGAUUUUGUAAUUUAAAGAGAAAAGUCAGUGAAAUGAGACUAAAGGAAACGUGUCUGUGUGUGAGUAUUGAAGGAUAAAACAUGAUAUUGUUGGUUUGCUGUGAUUCGCUUUGCACUACGCGCCGCCUACGACCGUUGAUACUUUUUUCUACAUUGGCACAUUAUAAGUUAUCGCAGGUGUUGAGUAUAUGAUUUCCUCUUUUUAUAAAAAAAUGAAAAAAAUUCUGACGCGUGUGUUUUAAGUUUAAUCAGUCAAUAAUUGCAUAUUAAAAAUGUUUCUUUAAAAAAAAAUGCGAAAUUCCAGGAAAAUUUCAUCAAGUUUAUCAAUAACAGUUGCAAAUUUUUAAAGUGCUUCAAAAAUAAAAAAAAAGAAACAAGAAAGAAGAAAUGUUUUGCUUAAUUUCUAAUUAGAAAAGGAGUAUUUUUUUUAUGAAUUUCGAUCUCUCUGGAAUAAGAGAAGAAGAUUUGAAAAAAUGGAUGAAGCUGGAGAACGAGUUCCUCUUGUCGAUGGCAAAGUUACAAUUGCAACCAGAUAUGCUUAUGCUUUGGGACAUAUUUUCAAUGAUUUAGCAGCUGCCAUGUGGUUUUCUUACACAUUAUUGUUUUUACAAAGAAUUUCUCUUAUUCAACCUGUGGUCGCUGGUUCAUUACUAUUAUUAGGACAAGUAAUUGAUGCUUUAAUGACACCAGUUUUUGGUUAUCUCGUUGACAAUUAUGCGAAGAAAAAAAUUUGGCACGUAGUUGGAUCGGUGAUGGUGACACUUUCAUUUCCCGUAAUUUUUGGUAGUUUCGUGACAGUGGAAUAUCCAAAAACAAUGAUGACAGUCUAUGUGAUUAGUAUAACGAUUUUUCAAACUGGCUGGGCUGCUGUACAAAUUUCACACUUGUCGAUGAUUCCCGCAUUAACAAUUUCUCCCAUUGUACGAGCAGAUUUAACAGCAAUUCGAUAUUCUGCACAAGUCGGUGCUGCUGUGAUAGUAUUCUUAGUCACAUGGAUAGUUUUGCCGACUAGUGAAGACUCUGCUGUGAGAUUAGGAACUCAAGAUGAUUACAAAUUUAGAAAUAUUGUGCUGAUAUUGACGGUACUUGGAAUAAGUGCGACAAUUUUAUUUCAUAUUUUUCUCAAGGCCCAUUUAUUGGAGGAUGCAAAUUCAUCGAAAUCGAAUGUCGAAAAUGUCUCGAGAUUUCAUGCGAGCCGAAGAAUGGCGGGAACGAGUAUUUUGCUGAGAGUUGCUCUUCUUUAUGUUGCUAGUCGAUUAUUUCUCACAUUAGCAACUGUCUAUUUGCCUCUUUAUAUUGAAGAAACGUACGAAGGUGGAAAAGCUGCAUUAGCCACUGUGCCUUUGGUUUCAUAUUUAGCAUCUUUUGUGUCGUCGAUAUUUUUGAAAUACAUCAAUCGCUCCUGCGGCUCCAAGGCUUGCUAUUUGAUGGGAGCAAUUACAGGAACUUUGGCGGCAAUUGUAACUGAAUUUGCAGGCGGAAGUACUGCAGUUAUAUAUUCAGUUGCAAUUUUAAUUGGAGCCGGAAGUUCAAUAACAAUGGUUACAGCUUUAAGUGUAACAGCCGAACUUAUUGGUUCGAGAACCGAUAGAAGUGCCUUUGUUUACUCCGUGGUUACUUUUCUCGAUAAAGUCGUUACCGGUCUUGUUGUUAUUUUCAUCGAACAAUGGAGAUGCCAGGAAAAAGAACUCUGUCCGAAUUAUAAUCGAGACACUUUGUCGAUAGUUUGUGCCUCGUCGAUGCUUUUGGGAAUGAUGACCCUGGCGACUCUGACUCGUUGUUAUUCAUAGAAAAAUAAAUAGUUAACCUAUAAAAUUAAUACUCUCUUAAAGAAAAAAAAUUCCCUGUAAUUAUAUUAUAUUUUACUUUUCAAUGCAAUUAUUAUUAUGUAAAUAUUUUGUAAACUGUAAAAUUAAUACUAAAAAGUCUGAUAUAUUUUAAUCAGAAGACUGUAUAAAAAAGGAAAAAAAGACAAAAUGUUUUAUAACGAUUAUAAUAGAUUUUUGUGCAAUUUUUACAUA